CACCCGGCACGCGCCCGCCGCGCCGCCACGAUGCCCAAGAGGAAGGUCAGCUCCGCCAAGGGUGCGGUGAAGGAGGAGCCCAAGAGGAGGUCGGCCAGGUUGUCAGCUAAACCUGCUCCUGCAAAAGUGGAAACGAAGCCAAAAAAGGCGGCAGGAAAAGAUAAAUCUUCAGACAAGAAACUGCAAACAAAAGGGAAAAGGGGAGCAAAGGGAAAGCAGGCCGAAGUGGCUAACCAGGAAGCUAAAGAUUUACCCGCAGAAAAUGGAGAAACUAAAAAUCAGAGUCCAGCCUCUUAUGAAGCAGGAGAGAAAGAAGCCAAGUCUGAUUAAUAUCAUAUACCAUGUCUUAUCAGUGGUCCCUGUCUCCCUUCUUGUACAAUCCAGAGGAAUAUUUUUAUCAACUAUUUUGUAAAUAGCAAGUUUUUUAGUAGCUCUAGAAACAUUUUUAAGAAGGAGGGGAUCCCACCUCAUCCCAUUUUUUAAGUGUAAAUGCUUUUUUUUUUAAGAGGUGAAAUCAUUUGCUGGUUGUUUAUUUUUUGGUACAACCAGAAAAUAGUGGGGUAUUGAAUAUGGGAGGCUUUGAUUGUCUUGGGUAUCAGCUUAACAUUCCAUAAUGGGGGUAGUUUUUAUAUCCUGUAAUAUAAACAUAAACAAAAUGGCAAUUUGGAGUCAGUUGUGCAUUUAAUAUAUCUUGAACAUUUAAAUUACUUCUACUCCUGUGUUGUUUCUGGUAGGUUUCCUCAAGAAAACCACUCCUUGAUCUUGGCUCUCCUGUCAGAAUUUUGUGCACUCUGUUACAUCUUUGGUCUUGGUAGUCCAGUUUUCCUAGUAACUUUGUUAAUGUGCUGUGAACGAUUAAAAAUCUGCAUAUGUAGUGUAUAUGAUAAGUUGUGAAUUAGUGAAACCGAUGUAACAGCAUAUCAAUAUUUGAAGAUACGGUACUUGAUAUCCUAUUAAGGAAAACUUGCCUCCAAAGUUAAGCUGGAAAGUCACUGGAAUAACUGUUGAGAAAAAAAAUCGCAAUUACAUGAUUUUCUAGAUAUUUGGUAUGUACAUUAAGAAUUGUGUACAAAUUGAGAUGUCUGUGUACUGGCCCU
This is a messenger RNA of Manis javanica (Malayan pangolin), 1097 nucleotides long. The record is from RefSeq and is a predicted model, not a curated record. NCBI's taxonomy places the organism in Eukaryota, Metazoa, Chordata, Mammalia, Pholidota, Manidae.